This is a messenger RNA of Manis pentadactyla (Chinese pangolin), 6188 nucleotides long. RefSeq names its product integrin subunit beta 4 (gene ITGB4). The record is from RefSeq and is a predicted model, not a curated record. Gene Ontology annotation, molecular function: integrin binding. The transcript is spliced from 41 exons. Gene Ontology annotation, cellular component: membrane; integrin complex; focal adhesion. Bases 221 to 5863 code for a protein of 1880 amino acids. Gene Ontology annotation, biological process: cell migration; hemidesmosome assembly; cell-matrix adhesion. NCBI's taxonomy places the organism in Eukaryota, Metazoa, Chordata, Mammalia, Pholidota, Manidae.
UGCGCGCGGUGCACAGGAAUGCGGCGGCCUGACUCACCAGCGCCUCCUUCCUACCUGCCGCCCGCCCCAUAAAGCGGCCCCCUCCCCGCCGCCGCCGGCUGCCCGCCCUCCCUGAAGCCCGCCCUCCGGACGGUCCCGCUCGCCCGCGCGCGCCGGCAGCCAGAGCCGCCGAGCGGAGCCCAGCGCGGCCAGGGCGCGAGUCCCGCCAAGGAGGAAGAGGAUGGCAGGGCCGCAUCCCAGCCCGCUGACCAGGCUGCUGCUGGCCGCCCUGCUGAGCAUGAGCCUCCCUGGGCAUGUGGCAAACCGUUGCAAGAAGGCCCCGGUGAGUAGCUGCACAGAGUGCAUCCGCGUGGACAAGGACUGUGCUUACUGCACUGACGAGAUGUUCAAGGACAGACGCUGCAAUACCGUGAUAGAGCUGCUGGCUGCAGGCUGCCGGCAGAAGAGCAUGGUGGUCAUGAAUGGCAACUUCAAGAUCACAGAGGAGACCCAGAUUGACACCACCCUGCGACGCAGCCAGGUGUCCCCCCAGGGCCUGCGGGCCCGGCUGCGGCCAGGCGAGGAGCAGCACUUCCAUCUGGAUGUGUUCGAGCCCCUGGAGAGCCCCGUGGACCUGUACAUCCUCAUGGACUUCUCCUACUCCAUGUCUGACGAUCUGGACAACCUGAAGAACAUGGGGGAGAAGCUGGCUGGGGUCCUGAGCCAGCUCACCAGCGACUACACUAUUGGAUUUGGCAAGUUUGUGGACAAAGUGAGCGUCCCUCAGACAGACAUGAGGCCUGAGAAGCUGAAGGAGCCCUGGCCCAACAGUGACCCCCCCUUCUCCUUCAAGAACGUCAUCAGCCUGACAAGAGACGUGAAGGAGUUCCGCAAUAAACUGCAAGGGGAACGGGUCUCAGGCAACCUGGACGCUCCUGAAGGGGGUUUUGAUGCCAUGCUGCAGACGGCUGUGUGCACGAUGGACAUUGGCUGGCGCCCCGACAGCACCCACUUGCUGGUGUUCUCCACCGAGUCGGCCUUCCACUAUGAGGCCGACGGCGCCAACGUGCUGGCCGGCAUCAUGAGCCGCAAUGACGAGCAAUGCCACCUGGACGCCACGGGCACCUACACCCGGUUCAGGGCCCAGGACUACCCGUCUGUGCCCACCCUGGUGCGCCUGCUCGGCAGAUACAACAUCAUCCCCAUCUUCGCGGUCACCAACCACUCCUACAGCUACUACGAUAAGCUGCGCACGUAUUUCCCCGUCUCCUCGCUGGGGCUGCUGCAGGAGGACUCAUCUAACAUUGUGGAUCUGCUGGAGGAGGCUUUCAAUCGAAUUCGCUCCAACCUGGACAUCCGAGCCCUGGAAAGCCCCCGAGGCCUACAGACAGAAGUCACCUCCAAAAAGUUCCCAAAGACAGAGACUGGGUCCUUUCGCAUCCAGCGGGGAGAAGUGGGCACCUAUGACGUGAAGCUGCAGGCCAUCGAGCAUCUGGAUGGGAAGCAUGUGUGCCAGCUGUCAGCCGCGGACCAGAAGGGCAGCAUCCACCUGAAGCCCUCCUUCUCUGACGGGCUCAGGAUGGACGUGGGCAUCGUCUGUGACGUGUGUCCCUGUGAGCUGCAAAAGGAGGUGAAGUCACCUCGCUGCAACUUCAGUGGCGACUUCAUGUGUGGACACUGUGUGUGCUAUGAGGGCUGGAGCGGCAAGACCUGCAGCUGCUCCACUGGCUUGCUGAGCGACACACAGCCCUGCCUGCGGGAGGGUGAGAACAAGCCGUGCUCUGGGCGCGGCGAGUGCCAGUGUGGGCGCUGUGUGUGCUACGGGGAAGGCCGCUAUGAGGGUCCGUUCUGCGAAUUCGACAACUUCCAGUGUCCCCGCAACUCUGGGUUCCUCUGCAACGCCCGGGGACACUGCUCCAUGGGCCAGUGUGUGUGCGCGACUGGCUGGACAGGCUCAAGCUGUGAAUGUCCUCUCAGCAAUGCCACCUGCAUUGACAGCAAAGGGGGUAUCUGUAAUGGGCGUGGCAACUGUGAGUGUGGUCGCUGCCACUGCAAACAGCAAUCGCUCUACACCGUGGACAGCACCUGUGAGAUCAGCCACUCAGCCAUCCGCCUGGGCCUUUGUGAGGACCUGCGUUCCUGCGUGCAGUGCCAGGCUUGGGGCACUGGUGAGAAGAAGGGGCAUACGUGUGAGGAGUGCAGCUUCAAGGUCAAGAUGGUGGAUGAGCUUAAGAAAGCUGAUGAGGUGGUAGAGUACUGCUCCUUCCGGGACGAAGAUGACGACUGCACCUACAGCUACACCGUGGAGGGCGAUGGCUUCCCCGGGCCCAACAGCACUGUCCUGGUGCACAGGAAGAAGGACUGCCCUCCCGGCUCCUUCUGGUGGCUCAUCCCCCUGCUCAUCUUCCUGCUGCUGCUCCUGGCCCUGCUGCUGCUCCUCUGCUGGAAGUACUGUGCCUGCUGCAAGGCCUGCCUGGCGCUUCUCCCUUGCUGCAACCGAGGCCACAUGGUGGGCUUCAAGGAGGACCACUACAUGCUGCGGGAGAACCUGAUGGCCUCCGACCACCUGGACACGCCCAUGCUGCGCAGCGGGAACCUCAAGGGGCGUGACACCGUCCGCUGGAAGAUCACCAACAAUGUGCAGCGGCCUGGCUUUGCCACCCACGCUGCCAGCACAAACCCCACGGAGCUGGUUCCCUACGGGCUGUCCCUGCGCCUUGGCCGCCUUUGCACUGAGAACUUACUGAAGCCUGACACUCGAGAAUGUGACCAGCUGCGCCAGGAGGUGGAGGAGAAUCUGAGCGAGGUGUACGGACAGAUCACAGGCGCGCACAAGCUCCAGCAGACUAAGUUCCGGCAACAGCCCAAUGCCGGGAAGAAGCAGGACCACACCAUUGUGGAUACGGUGCUGACAGCGCCCCGCGCAGCCAAGCAGGCCCUGCUGAAGCUCACCGAAAAGCAUGUGGAGCAGGGAGCCUUCCAUGAGCUCAAGGUGGCCCCCGGCUACUACACCCUCACUGCAGACCAGGAUGCCCGGGGCAUGGUGGAGUUCCAGGAGGGUGUGGAGCUGGUAGAUGUGCGGGUGCCCCUCUUCAUCCGGCCUGAGGAUGAUGAUGAGAAGCAGCUGCUGGUGGAGGCCAUCGAUGUGCCCAUGGGCACUGCCACUCUUGGCCGCCGCUUGGUAAACAUCACCAUCAUCAAGGAGCAAGCCAGUGGGAUUGUGUCCUUUGAGCGGCCUGAGUACUCAGUCAGCAGUGGGGAGCAGGUGGCCCGCAUUCCUGUUAUCCGGCGCAUCCUGGACAAUGGCAAGUCCCAGGUCUCCUACCACACGCAGGACAACACAGCACGGGGCAACCGGGACUACAUCCCCACGGAGGGUGAGCUGCUAUUCCAACCCGGGGAGACCUGGAAGGAACUGCAGGUGAAACUCCUGGAGCUGCAGGAGAUGGACUCCCUCCUGCGGGGCCGCCAGACCCGCCACUUCCGCAUCGAGCUCAGCAACCCCAAGUUUGGGGCUCGCCUGGGCCAGCCCUACUCGGCCACUGUCAUCAUUGGGGACCGAGACGAACUGGACCGGAACUUCAUGAGCCAGACCCUGUCAUCAUCCCCCCGCGGUGACCUGGGCGCCCCACAGAACCCCAAUGCCAAGGCUGCUGGGUCCCGGAAGAUCCACUUCAACUGGCUUCCCCCUCCUGGCAAACCGACAGGGUACAGGGUGAAGUACUGGAUCCAGGGUGACUCUGAGUCUGAAGCCCACCUCCUCGACAGUAAGGUGCCCUCAGUGGAGCUCACCAACCUGUACCCAUACUGUGACUACGAGAUGAAGGUGUGCGCCUAUGGGGCGCAGGGCGAGGGCCCCUAUAGCUCCCUGGUGUCCUGCCGCACCCACCAGGAAGUCCCCAGCGAGCCAGGGCGUCUGGCCUUCAAUGUCGUCUCCUCCACUGUGACCCAGCUGAGCUGGGCUGAGCCAGCCGAGACCAACGGCGAGAUCACAGCCUAUGAGGUCUGCUAUGGCCUGGUCAACGAAGACAACCGACCCAUCGGGCCCAUGAAGAAGGUGCUCGUGGACAGCCCCAAGAGGCGGAUGCUUCUCAUCGAGAACCUGCGUGAAUCCCAGCCAUACCGCUACACAGUGAAGGCGCGCAACGGGGCAGGCUGGGGGCCGGAGCGGGAGGCCAUCAUCAACCUGGCCACCCAGCCCAAGCGGCCCAUGUCCAUCCCCAUCAUCCCGGACAUACCCAUUGUGGACGCCCAGAGUGGGGAAGAUUAUGAAAACUUCCUCAUGUACAGCGAUGACGUACUACGCUCCCCAGCUGGCAGCCAGAGGCCCAGCGUCUCUGACGACACUGGCGGCGGCUGGAAGUUCGAACCCCUGCUAGGGGAGGAGCUGGACCUGCGGCGCGUCACGUGGCGGCUGCCCCCGGAGCUCAUCCCGCGCCUGUCGGCCAGCAGCCGGUGCUCCUCGGACGCUGCCGAGCCGCCCCGCGGCCCCCCGGACGACGGCGCCCGCGGGGGCGCGGGGGGUGCGGGCGGGGAGGGCGGCGGCCUGGCCCGCAGCGCCACGCCAGGGCCCCCCGGAGAGCACCUGGUGAAUGGGCGGAUGGACCUCACCUUCCCGGGCAGUGCCAACUCCCUGCACAGGAUGACCUCGGCCACCACCACCUACGGCACCCACCUGAGCCCACAGCUGGCCCACCGUGUGCUGAGCACAUCCUCCACCCUCACUCGGGACUACCACUCGCUGACCCGCACGGAACGCUCCCAUCCGGCCACGCUGCCCAGAGACUACUCCACCCUCACCUCCCUCUCCUCCCACAGCCUCCCUCCCAUCUGGGAAGACGGGAGGAGCAGGCUUCCACUGUCCUGGGCCCUGGGGCCCCGGAGCCCUGCUCAGGUGAAGGGGCUCCCCCGCUCUGGGGACUCACGAGACGCUAUAAUUCUGGCUGCGCAGCCUGCAGUGCCCUCUUGGGGCCCAGGCACCCACUUGGGGGCAGGCCUGCCCAACACACCCACCCGCCUGGUGUUCUCAGCCCUGGGACCCACGUCUCUGAAAGUGAGCUGGCAGGAGCCCCAGUGUGAGCAGGUCCUGCAGGGCUACAGCGUGGAGUACCAGCUGCUGAAUGGAGGUGAGAUGCAUCGGCUCCACAUUCCCAGCCCCAGCCAGACUUCCGUGGUGGUGGAAGACCUUCUACCCAACCACUCCUACGUGUUCCGUGUGCGGGCCCAGAGCCAGGAAGGCUGGGGCCCAGAGCGUGAGGGUGUCAUUACCAUUGAGUCCCAGGUGCACCCCCAGAGCCCACUCUGCCCCCUGCCAGGCUCUGCCUUCACUUUGAGCACCCCCAGUGCCCCAGGCCCACUGGUGUUCACAGCCCUCAGCCCAGACUCCCUGCAGCUGAGCUGGGAGCGGCCACGCAGGCCUGAAGGGGAUAUCCUUGGAUACCUGGUGACCUGUGAGAUGGUCCACGGAGGAGAGCCAGCUACCACAUUCCUGGUGGAUGGUGACAACCCUGAGAGCCGGCUGACGGUGCCAGGCCUACGGGAGAAUGUGCCCUACAAGUUCAAGGUGCAGGCCAAGACCACUGAAGGCUUCGGGCCAGAGCGUGAGGGUAUCAUCACCAUUGAGUCCCAGGAAGGAGGCCCCUUCCCACAGCUGGGCGGCCACGCCGGGCUCUUCCAGCACUCACUGCCAGGCGAGUACAGCAUCACCACCACCCACACCAGCACCACCGAGCCCUUCCUGCUGGAUGGACUGACCCUAGGGUCCCAGCACCUGGAAGCAGGUGGCUCUCUCACCCGGCACGUGACCCAGGAGUUCGUAAGCCGGACCCUGACCACCAGUGGGACUCUCAGCACGCAGGUGGACCAACAGUUCUUCCAGACCUGAGCCCCCGCCCACCCAGGCAGUGUCUGGGAACCUGGGCCCCCACCCUGCCUCCUCCCCCUGGCUCUGCCUUGGCCACCCCGCCCUUGGACCCCGAGCAGCUCAGCCCAACUGCACGCUGAUUACGGGACUGGCACCUCUGCCCAAGAGUAAGGGGUAGGUGUUCUCUGGGAGGUAGGAAGGGGGCUGAGGUCCCAAAAAGCCCUUUGAGCUGCCAUCCCAUCCCCAUCCCCCAAGGCCCAAGCCUGUCUGGAACCAAAGAGCGAGGACCAGCAUGACAAGGACCCAGCUUUGUUCUGCCUUUAAUAAAAGAUUUUGGUGCCACUUG